AUGUCCGAGUCUGCAUCCCACCCACCCCCAACUCGUCCGCCCGCCGCCCACACACACACCGUGCCCCCGGAGGGCGUCCGAAUCACCGCGCAGCCCGCGCGCGUGUCGGACACGACGACGACGAGGCCCGAACGCGCGGCGGACGAUACACAGCACAAGGCAGAGCGGGUCCGAGGCGGGUGCAUCCCGUGUCCGGACGGGACGGUGUGCUACAUCAUACCCAUCCCGUGUUGUUGCUGCUGA
Messenger RNA from Sparassis crispa, 243 nucleotides. RefSeq lists its product as hypothetical. The coding region runs from base 1 to 243 and encodes 80 amino acids. NCBI's taxonomy places the organism in Eukaryota, Fungi, Basidiomycota, Agaricomycetes, Polyporales, Sparassidaceae. The transcript is spliced from 2 exons. The record is from RefSeq and is a predicted model, not a curated record.